Messenger RNA from Vicia villosa (hairy vetch), 2215 nucleotides. Its product is annotated as probable zinc metallopeptidase EGY3, chloroplastic. The record is from RefSeq and is a predicted model, not a curated record. The transcript has 6 exons. Bases 463 to 2136 code for a protein of 557 amino acids. Lineage: Eukaryota; Viridiplantae; Streptophyta; Magnoliopsida; Fabales; Fabaceae.
AGACUCCUAAUACACCCCUUUACGUCCAACACUAUUAAGCUUAGUGCACGGAUAUAAAAUAGUAUGUGGUCCGAUUGCAGAUAUUUGAUAACAGAUGGUUCAACGGAUCUUGAACUCUCUUAUAUCCAAUACUAUUGGAUUUGGUGUGUGGAUAAAAAAUGGUAGAUGAUCUAAUAGUGAAAACCACAUAGUAACGGAUCUUGAAUUAGACUCUGAUACCAUCUUAAAAUAAAACCAAACCCAAACAUUUAACCUAUUAUAAAGUUCAAUUUUAAUACAUACCAAUUUUACAAAAUCUAGGAAGUGAACAUCAACAUCAACUUCAAAAUCUAAUACCAAGCAAGAAAAAGACAAUUUUUAAGAAAACUUGAAGCUUCCUUAAGCUUCUCCAACCUUCUUGACUUGAACCAUGCACACUCCACAAAUAUACUUCAUUCAAUUCAAUUCAUCAUCAUUCCAAAAAUGGCAACACUUUCUCCAUUUUCUUAUACUUACUCUUCCAAGAAACACUCUUCUUUUCUUUCUUUACCCUCCAAAAAACUCAAAACCACUUCCUUCAACUUCAAAUCAUUCUCAUCUCUCAAAGACCAAAACAAAACCAAUUCAUCACCAGCUUCCAUUGCUCCUAACAAACAAGACAACAUAAACAACAACAGCAAUAGCAAAGAUAAUAACAGUAUCAGUGAUGAUGUUGGAAGAGAAACAAACGAGGAUGAAAAAGACCAACAGGAAAUGGAUUGGAAAACUGAUCAAGAGUUCAAGAACUUUAUGGGAAAUCCAUCCAUUGAAGCAGCAAUCAAGCUGGAGAAGAAGAGAACUGAUAGAAAGUUAAAGGAGCUUGAUGAUGAAAGAACUAAGAAUAAUCCAAUCGUUGGUGUUUUCAACAACUUGGUUCGUAGAAAUUUGGUUAUGGAAAAAGAAAGACUAGAAAAAGUUGAGGAAACUUUCAAAGCUCUUGAUCUCAAUAAGUUGAAGAGUUGUUUUGGUUUUGACACGUUUUUUGCAACGGAUGUUCGAAGAUUUGGCGACGGAGGGAUUUUCGUUGGGAAUUUAAGGAGACCAAUUGAUGAAGUGAUUCCCAAGUUAGAGAAGAAACUCUCUGAUGAGGCAGGUAGAGAAGUUGUUUUAUGGUUUAUGGAAGAACAAAAAGAUGACAUUACCAAACAGGUUUGUAUGGUGCAACCAAAAGCAGAAAUGGAUCUCCAAUUUGAGUUAACUAAUCUGAGCAACCCCUUUGGCUAUUUAAGUUCAAUUGCAUUAGCAGUUACUACUUUUGGAACAGUUGCUUUGAUGAGUGGCUUCUUCCUUAAACCUGAUGCUACUUUCGAUGAUUAUCUUGCUAAUGUUGUGCCUCUAUUUGGUGGUUUCUUGUUUAUUCUUGGAGUUUCCGAGAUAGCCACCAGAGUAACUGCGGCGCGUUAUGGUGUUAAACUCAGUCCUUCGUUCUUGGUGCCGUCGAAUUGGACAGGUUGCUUAGGAGUGAUGAAUAAUUAUGAAUCUCUUCUCCCAAAUAAGAAAGCUCUUUUCGAUAUUCCUGUAGCGCGUACUGCUAGUGCAUAUUUGACUUCAUUGGCACUUGCUGUUGCUGCAUUUGUGGCUGAUGGAAGCUUUAACGGCGGCGAUAAUGCAUUGUACAUAAGGCCUCAAUUUUUCUAUAACAACCCUUUGCUUUCUUUUAUCCAAUUAGUUAUCGGGCCUUACACGGACGACCUAGGAAAUGUGUUGCCCUAUGCUGUCGAAGGUGUUGGUGUUCCUGUUGAUCCACUUGCAUUUGCCGGACUUUUAGGGAUGGUGGUGACUUCUUUGAACUUGUUACCUUGUGGAAGACUCGAAGGAGGGCGAAUCGCGCAAGCCAUGUUCGGAAGAAGCACGGCUACAUUGUUAUCUUUUGGUACAUCAUUAUUGCUUGGUAUUGGUGGCCUAAGUGGGAGUGUUUUGUGUUUAGCAUGGGGAUUAUUUGCAACCUUCUUUAGGGGAGGAGAAGAAAUACCUGCAAAAGACGAGAUUACGCCUCUAGGGGAAAGUAGAUAUGCUUGGGGCAUUGUUCUUGGUCUUAUUUGUUUUCUUACUCUUUUCCCUAACAUUGGAGGGACUUUCUCCAAUUCAUUUCUAAGUGAUCCAUUUUUUAGGGGGUAAAAUGUAAAUAUGUUGUAUAUUUGUACAUGUAUGUAAUUAUAUGUGUGUAUUAUUAUACAAUAUCUUAUUUAUGUACUAA